GGAGAGCGGAUUUAGUGAAUGCGGGGUCCGAGGAGAGCGGAUUUAGUGAAUGCGGGGUCCGGGGAGACCGGAUAUAGUGAAUGCGGGGUCCAGGGAGAGCGGAUAUAGUGAAUGCAGGGUCCGGGGAGAGCGGAUAUAGUGAAUGCAAGGUCCGGGAGAGCGAUAUAGUGAAUGCAAGGUCCGGGAGAGCGGAUAUAGUGAAUGCAAGGUCCGGGAGAGCGGAUAUAGUGAAUGCAGGGUCCGGGGCUUAGUAACACUUUAAUUGAACAAGCUGACCUGCACCAGAUUUUUGCACUCUCCAGUCUUAGUAAAUCACUCCAUUAUGUCAUCUUUCACGUCAAUCAUAUUGAGCCAUAU
Staurois parvus is the source of this 357-nucleotide messenger RNA. NCBI's taxonomy places the organism in Eukaryota, Metazoa, Chordata, Amphibia, Anura, Ranidae. The record is from the annotation of a GenBank genome assembly.